Messenger RNA from Oncorhynchus keta (chum salmon), 3862 nucleotides. Its product is annotated as AP-1 complex-associated regulatory protein-like. Gene Ontology annotation, molecular function: AP-1 adaptor complex binding. Bases 314 to 1240 code for a protein of 308 amino acids. Gene Ontology annotation, biological process: regulation of Arp2/3 complex-mediated actin nucleation; negative regulation of cell motility; negative regulation of substrate adhesion-dependent cell spreading. The record is from RefSeq and is a predicted model, not a curated record. The transcript has 10 exons. Lineage: Eukaryota; Metazoa; Chordata; Actinopteri; Salmoniformes; Salmonidae.
GUCACGUGCCUAGAACGAGGAAAAGGAAGUAUUGAAUGAGACUUCAAAAAACCACGGCUGUUGCUAGCCACAUUUUUCUGAUUAAUCUUGAUGUUCAACAGGCUUCUGUAUAUAAAAAUAUAGGCUGUAUCACGAUGAGUUGUUGUGCACUGGGUGUCAUGUCACCCUUUAAUUUUAAGCGUUAGCUAAUGUCCGCGGCGACGGGUCGAAGAUUUUAGGAAUGAAACGCCUGUGCUAGAUAUCCAACUAAUUUCUCAGAAUAUCCAGGAAGUUAGCGCCCAACCCAACGAAGUUGUAUUUUUGACAGAAUGCGAUGGGGAACUGUUGGGCUUAUUGUUCUGGGAUCUUCAGAAGAGAAGCGAACAGGAUAAAACGAGGAGGCGGGUCAAAAUACUUUAGAAGCAGUACUGCUGGGGAACAUUACACAAUAGAGUUUGAAAACCUUGUUGAGAGUGACGAGGCAGAGAGCCCACAAAGCUGUCCCAGGCCUAUCAGAGAAGAUGAGAUCCUCCACCUCAAAGAGCACCGCUAUGCUGCAAUUUCCAAUCAACAGACCUUGAUAGACGAGAAGCUGCAAGCAGAGUUAUUGGCACAAGAGGAGAAGUUAAGGCUAGAAGAGGAGGCUAGAAAUGCUGCCCAGCGUGAGGCUGCCAGGCUGGCACGUGUUCGAAAGAUAAAGGAGCAUCAGCUUGCACAACGGACAAAAGGCAAGGCGGAAAUCAAAGGUGGCUCAGCCCAUUUGAAAAAGCAUGGCUCUGGUGAAGACUUUGACGUCUACCUGCAGAAUGUGAAAGCCACGUCGGAAGCCUUCAGGAGCAGCAGGCUGUCUUCUGAGACUAAUGUGAUCACUCCCAACACGGAGAGCAGCUGGGACUUCAACACCAAGACCCGCUCCACCAAUGAUGACGGAACCUCACUGGACCUGGAGUGGGAGGACGAGGAAGGGAUGAACCGGACGGUCACAGCGUGGGAGAGGUCUAAAACGGAGGAGGACAUACUCCGAGCGGCACUCCAGCCGGGCGAUAAGCAGGCGACCAGUGGUCCGGCCUCCGCUUCGGAGGACUCCAACGCCCUGGAGUGGGAGAACGACUUUGUGAGAGCGCACGCUGAGGAAAAUGCUGAGGAGAACGCAGAGGAUUCUGAAUACGAGUGCUUUGUCAACCCCAUCAUGGAUAUGGACACCCCAUCUGAGGAAACACCACCGCUAGAUAUUACCGCACCGGAGUCUGAGGAGAGAUAGUCCCCAUCGCCAGGGGUACCAGAGUCAAAGCCAAGCGUUAGUCCACCAGCCCAUUGCCUCACCCAAAAGGGAAAUUGAUUUACCACUACUCAAGACUUCUCUGUCUGCUUGCUCUGAAUGUUUGUGUCAUUUACCUGGGCAUGUCUGUCAAAGAGGCUCUGUACAUACAGGUCAGAUAAAGCUGUGCACAUGCCAGAUUUUCUCUGACCCAUCCUUUGUGUGAAAUAUUUGUUCAUUGGGAAUGUUUGAUGCUACACCUAACCUCAUUAGCGGUAUGCUUUCGAUUGUUGCCAUUGACUGGUGGGCCAAUUUUUUUGAUUUGACAAUCUUCUUGUAUGUUAAUGAUUGAGCCUUAGUUGGACUGACAUUUUCUUGGAAUCACGUCACCCAGUGCAUAUUUGACACAAGUGCAAUUUGCAUAUCAAGUUGGUGUGCGUACUUGUGAGUGGGCUACAGUGUCUUCACAGUUAAAAUUCACUGAUAGCAUAUAGGAACAAAUAUGAUCAAGGCAACAACUAUCACUACUUCUAUCAGUGCCUCAAUCACUAGAAAAUAAAACAGGCAAAUAAAUUGUUGAGCAGUUCGUCUAGUAGUUAGCUGACAAAGAUUGUCUUUUAGCAAGUGCGUAUUUUAAUCAGAGUGGAUCUCCAAGGAUCAUAGCUUGCCAGUUCCCUGGUAUGAAACAUGUAUAAAAACUCCUGAGUGGAGUAUAUCAUAUCAUGUAGCAACUUGUCUGUACAAAGUGGACAUGCAUUGUACUUGUAUUGAAGAAAUGCAAGCGCUAUCAUUGCUAUGUUGUCUUUCCUCAUUUCCAAUUAACAAGUGAGUCAUCAUGGACACAUACGACUACACUUGUUUUAUUGAUUUUAAACAAAACGUUGUUUGUCAGUUAAAUGCAGCUCAAGGUGCGAACAGGCCCGUGCGACAAAACAUUCUUAUUUGUGUUGUUUUAUAUGUCUUGAAGGUAAGCUACCUCCAACUUUUAUAAUUCCUUACUCCCCUGUGUACAAAUCUAAAGCCCACAGCAUAUGACUUUUCUUAUCUUUUUUUUUUUUUAAUGUUUAGGAGCAAUAUGUCAUAGUGAGGGACUCUAUGCAGAAGUUGUGAAUUGUUCAUUUUACGCUGAAGACCAACUGAUUACAAGAGCACAUGGCUAGACCUGCAUCUAUUGACUAAAUGGCACUGCCAAUAAGUAUGGCGGUACACCUUGGACUCCCAACUCUUCAAUCUCGCCUUCUGUUUUAGGACAAUCGUUAAGUUUUUUUUUCAAGAGAAGAAUGUAACCCUGCUCUCUGGACUUGGACAUGUAUAUGUUUUAACGCUAGUGAAAUGGUUGCCGUGAAGACACUGGGCUAGGAACAAUGAGGACAUGAAUGGUUUGGAGACUACAGUAUACUCCAGGUUUAGAAGGCUUCUAGAGAUGGACCAAUGUGUGGUAGCUGUCAUUUCUUUGUGUGCCCUAGCAAAUGGGGUUUUGUUUUCCCGCACAGCAAAAGGAGUCCCUCUCACCGCACCCUUUCAAUGUGGAUGUGAUGCUGAUGUUUGCUGAUGUGCCUACUUAGAAGACUAGCUUUAUUGUGCGGAGCACUGCAUCUCACCUUGAUUUUGCAAUUGUGAUAUUUGAGUGACAACAGCGAUUUCCCCCAUAGUGCACCACUACCUGGGGAAUCCAAUGUUGGCACCAUUUAUGUUGUUUCACCACAUUGAAAGUGAAUUAGACUUUUCUUUAAUUAUUUGCACUGUCUAUAGCUUUACCAACCUAGAAACACAAGCCAUUUGUCUUUAGCAAUUAAAGUGUAAUUAUGAUUGUGGUGAAGAAUUACCACAGCUGCACAAUUGGCCCAACUUUUUCAGAGAUCCCUCUAUUUGGCUUGCAUCAUAACUCAAUUUUGAAUAUAUUGUCCACAUAAAGUGUACAGACUGUAAUGAUGGGAGAGAUUGUAUUGCAGUUUUACCUAUGCACUGUUUGACUUACUUGAAACUAGUGUGUCCAAACAAUGACUGGUUUGUUUUCGAACCGGCACCGUCCAACACUUAACUUCUAAAAAUGUUGGACAAACAAAAUGGUUUGGCAAGAAUUGGCAUGGUGUUAACGGGUUGGACACAGUACAUUACGGGUGCAAUCACAAGGAUGGAUUGAACCUCUGUGUGCAUUCAUUCGUAUCAUUCCACUGAUUUAGAAAUGUUUUUAUUUGUUACUAAGAAUAAUGUAAAGGAAUUUCAGAAAUGGGCCAGUUUUAUUUGGUUAUGUUUACUGGGAAAUAGUACAGAAUGUGGUGUGACAACUCUUAACUUUUUCUAUGAGUCUACUGAUUUAUUUGAGAUCCAAGCAUGUCUAAACUCUGAAUUGGAUGCAAUAUAGGAUUUGAUGAGGUCUGUUUCACACAUGAUUCCCAGGUUUGGAUUACACCCAGAGUCAUGAUCCCUAAUGAUUUGAAUUCUAUUGCAAACAGAAUGUUCUGUUAAUACUGUACAACAGUAUUUUGAGUUUAAGUGCAACUAAAAUAAACCCUAAAAACGUUUUAAUCUGUGAUCAUUUGAGUUGUCAAAUGGCUUAAUGCAGAAUGAUAUAUACACAGUGCAGUUUGUGUAUAAUUAAAUAAACACAAAAUCCCCAAAUUC